Parascedosporium putredinis is the source of this 273-nucleotide messenger RNA. NCBI's taxonomy places the organism in Eukaryota, Fungi, Ascomycota, Sordariomycetes, Microascales, Microascaceae. The record is from the annotation of a GenBank genome assembly.
AUGCCCUCUUUCACUAAAAAUGCCGAACUUUUAAGGACGAGACCCAAGAGACUGAGUCGAGGACCCCACCCUGUCGUUCGCGUGCAUUCUCGGAUAAACACUGGUGAGCUACAGCUGGGAAACCAGCCACAAAACCCCGUUCGCUGCCUCUUUGAACUUGGACAUCUUAAAAUUCUCCUCACUUCAAAACCAAGGAGGUGUGAGUUCAAAUUAGCCUCCGCACGCGUGAAGUCACCCAGACUUCGUUAUUUAUCUUGUAAACAAGGAGUGUAG